Populus euphratica (Euphrates poplar) is the source of this 1019-nucleotide messenger RNA. RefSeq lists its product as uncharacterized. The transcript has a single exon. The record is from RefSeq and is a predicted model, not a curated record. Bases 399 to 899 code for a protein of 166 amino acids. Gene Ontology annotation, biological process: response to auxin. Lineage: Eukaryota; Viridiplantae; Streptophyta; Magnoliopsida; Malpighiales; Salicaceae.
CCAUGAUCGAAGCUACCCUUCUUAUCGUGUCCAAUACCAAAUUCCGUAACGCAACAAGUACACAGUUUUGAGCCUUCCAAGUUCUCAUGGUCCACACGGCACAGUUUCAACUCUCCAAGAGGACCUCGACAAUUUAAGAGUCCAUGGCCCAGACAGAGAGAGAGAGACUAGAGAGCAUGCCCCGCCUGGUGGCAACUUGACUCUCCAUACAGAAUAAACACCAGAAACAAAAGAUUUCGAAAUCCAGUUAUUUCUGUAACUGGACGCCUCUAAGUCGCCAAAAACCCAUUUCCUAGUACUUCAUUUCAAGGUAUCCCAUCUGUAACUGGACGCCUCUAAGUCGCCAAAAACCCAUUUCCUUUUUUUUUUGUCACUCUGAUCAAAUUCCAUCGACAAUCAUGAUCAAGAGGAUUAGAGGGUUCAGGCUUGGACGCAAGAAACUAGCAAGAUUCUUCAAAUGGAUCACCCAACGCAGAAGAGAGCCAGCUCGUUUGUGCUCCAUGGACCACCCAAGAAGGUCCUGCAAUACCAUUUCCAAAAUCUUGGACAUGGCUCGAUAUUUUACACGUGGAGCUAAAACUCUCUGUUUUCCAAAUUCGGAUCCGGGUUAUAUCAAAUUGGGUCAUGCGAAACCAAUGGAGGUACCCAAAGGACGCUUGGCUGUGUACGUGGGCGAAUCAGAUGGAGACACGAGGAGGGAAUUGGUGCCUGUCAUUUUCUUCAAUCACCCUCUCUUUGCAGAGCUAUUACAGAGAACGGAGAGGGUAAACGGGUAUAAUCAUUCGGGUGGGAUUACUAUACCGUGUGGGUAUUCGGAGUUUCAGAAGGUAAAGAUGAGGAUUGCCGCCUGGGAAAGUUGCCAUACUAGCAUAUGGAAGAGGCGUUAUAAGUAUUGGUGAUAUUUAAUGUCAUUGGUGGGUUUUGAGCUUGCACUACAAAUAUUUUUAUCAUCUUUUAAUGAAAAUUAAAUUCCAUUAGUUUUCUGUGAAUAGAUGAAAUAAAAUGAUUGCUUUUAGUAA